This is a messenger RNA of Pelobates cultripes (western spadefoot toad), 357 nucleotides long. The record is from the annotation of a GenBank genome assembly. Lineage: Eukaryota; Metazoa; Chordata; Amphibia; Anura; Pelobatidae.
AUGCUGUGUGUGUGGGAGGCUGUGAUUAGUACAGGAUGCUGUGUGUGUGUGGAGGCUGUGAUUAGUACAGGAUGCUGUGUGUGUGUUGAGGCUGUGAUUAGUACAGGAUGCUGUGUGUGUGUGGAGGCUGUGAUUAGUACAGGAUGCUGUGUGUGUGUGGAGGCUGUAAUUAGUACAGGAUGCUGUGUGUGUGUGGAGGCUGUGAUUAGUACAGGAUGCUGUGUGUGUGUGGAGGCUGUGAUUAGUACAGGAUGCUGUGUGUGUGUGGAGGCUGUGAUUAGUACAGGAUGCUGUGUGUGUGGGGAGGCUGUGAUUAGUACAGGAUGCUGUGUGUGUGUGUAUGGAGGCUGUGAUUAG